AAAAAUUUCGUUUAGAUGUAAAAUAUCAAGGUCUCAUUGAAGAAAUAACUACAAAAGAAGAGUUAGAAAACCAAUUAUGUUGCUUUAUUCAUUCAAUAAAAAAGCAAGAUGGAACUGAGUAUCAUGCUUCCUCAGUUAAUAAUUGUCUCUAUACUUUAAAUCGACAUUUGAAUGAAAAAUCAACACUUCCUAAGCUAAUCAAUAUUUUAGACAAAAAAGUAUAUUAUAAGCUAUGGCAAGUUUUUAAUGGUAAAGUAAAAAAUCUAGCUAAUCAAGGUCUUGCAGAACAUACUGGAAGUAUAGGUUUUACUGAAGAGGAAAUUUUACAUAUUAUGAAUCAUCCAAUUAUGACUGGGGAUACUCCAACUGGUUUAUUAUAUUGGGUGUUUUUUUUUAAUGCAAUCCUAUUAGGAUUACGUGGUGGUGAACACUUUAAUUUACAAUAUAAUA
Messenger RNA from Funneliformis caledonium, 450 nucleotides. Lineage: Eukaryota; Fungi; Glomeromycota; Glomeromycetes; Glomerales; Glomeraceae. The record is from the annotation of a GenBank genome assembly.